Messenger RNA from [Torrubiella] hemipterigena, 904 nucleotides. The record is from the annotation of a GenBank genome assembly. Lineage: Eukaryota; Fungi; Ascomycota; Sordariomycetes; Hypocreales; Clavicipitaceae.
CCGGCCAGUCAAUAUCACUUACAAUUCAAUUCAAAUCACCUCGCUUUUACACAUACCAUCACAAUGGCCUCUUUUAAUGACAAAAAGGACAAAGAAGUUGCUCUUGAUGCUCCUCCUCCAGGCUAUGAAGAAGCCGCUCCCUCUGCUGCCUCUUCAGGCUUCGUCUCAACCAGCGAGCUGCAAAUAAACGCGCUGGGCUACGAUACAAAUCAGGCGCUGACAGGCAAAAUGCUGGAAAACAUCACCGUCUAUCGCGUCGACUCGGGCCAACCAGAAUACAUCUCAGUGCGCCAAAAGGCCAGCUCCAAUUCGUGCGCCCUGGUCAAGGCCUCUGACCCUGGCCAAAACACACUCAUUUCAACCAUUUACCGCUGGGGUCCCGGCCGUCAUCCAAAGAUGCACCUGUUACCUUACGACUCUACCGUUUCGGUCGAGCAGGCCAUAGAAAACGACAACAUUGCCGGCGAGGAAGUCAAGGUGGUGAGUCGCAAGUGGUAUUCGCGCGACCAAGUCUUCCACACAUCGCUCGGCGAGUUCACAUGGACCUAUGGAGACCGAGAUGAAAAAGCUGAGCUAGAUGCAGACUCACUCUUGGUGAUGAAGCGUGCUGACGGCAGCAAGGAUGGCGUGCAAGUGGCGCAGCUUAUUCGGAAUGACGAUUUACGCACUGCGGGCUCCAAGAGGUAUUCAGGUGGCAAUGGAGGUCGUCUGGUGAUGGAUCUACGCAAGUGGCAGGGCGAAAAGACCGCUGGGCCGGGGAUAGAGGCGUUUGUUGUGGCGAGCUGUAUUUUGAUGCUCAAGAGAGAAGCGGACCGAUUUAUCAAUAACAAUAUUGCUGCCGUCUCAUGAGGAGGUUUGUGGUGAUACUGUUGGCAUUUGUACUUUAAAAUUUCCUUUUGACCCG